Drosophila rhopaloa is the source of this 722-nucleotide messenger RNA. It is a transcript of the gene boca, whose product is annotated as LDLR chaperone boca. The coding region runs from base 82 to 624 and encodes 180 amino acids. Gene Ontology annotation, biological process: protein folding. The transcript has 2 exons. Lineage: Eukaryota; Metazoa; Arthropoda; Insecta; Diptera; Drosophilidae. The record is from RefSeq and is a predicted model, not a curated record.
UGCGGCUGCGUUGCCGUGCGAAUGGCAAGUUGUUAGGUGACGUGUUUGGCUGUGCAAACUGAAGAAAAUAUAAAAAACACAAUGCAAACACGGCUUAUUUUGCUACUACUCGCUCUUGCCCCGCUAGUCCUGGCCAAGAAGUUCAAAGAGGAGGAGAAACCGGCGUGGGCCAAGAAGGACAUUCGCGACUACAGCGAGGCGGACUUGGAGCGUCUACUAGAUCAAUGGGAGGAGGAUGAAGAGCCCCUGGAGGCGGAUGAGCUCCCUGAGCACCUUCGACCGCAGCCCAAGCUGGAUCUGUCCAAUUUGGACAGCAAGAACCCCGAGGACCUGCUGAAGAUAUCCAAAAAGGGGCGCACUCUGAUGACUUUCGUCUCGGUGACCGGCAAACCAACCAGGGAGGAAGGCGAAUCUAUCACCAAGCUGUGGCAAACCAGUCUCUGGAACAACCACAUCCAGGCGGAGCGGUACAUGGUCGAUGAUGACCGCGCCAUCUUUCUCUUCAAGGAUGGCACUCAAGCCUGGGAGGCCAAGGAUUUCCUCAUCGAACAGGAACGCUGCAAGGGCGUGUCUAUCGAAAAUAAGGAGUACCCGGGUGUCCAUGCCCAGAAGGACGAACUGUAGACCAGUUUUAGAAUUUCAUCAAAACAUUCUCAUGCACUCAAGUAUUUUUUAAGCUUAAAGUUGAACAAAUUUAAAUAAAGUGAAUUUAUUAAAGAGUA